UCGGCUUUCUAGGCCGCGCCGGCGACGGCGCGGGGCGGCCGUGCGGCCUAUAGACAGCUCUCGCGGCGCCUCGGGGUCGAGCGUGGGGGCGCGCCGUGACCGCGAGGGUGCGCCCCGCCCGCCCGCUGCCGCGCCGCCGGCGGCCUGGCGGCGGCGGUGCCGGGCCGACCGCCGAUGAACGGGACGGCGCCCGCCGUCGUUGGCGCGGGCGCCUCCGACCCCUUCGCGGUUGCCUGGGUUCUGAUUUGCGCUUUCUUCGUGAUCUCCAUGCAGCUCGGCUUCGCCCUCCUGGAGGUCGGCUCCGUCCGGGAUGCCCACCGCCAGACGGUGUUGGCCAAGAACAUCAUGGACUCUUGCGCGUCCGCGGUCGCGUUCUGGAUCUUCUCCGAGGUGGCGGAGCCGAGCAUCGUCCGCAGGGGCGGCGUCACGCAGCCGCACCUCCUGCUCUGGCACUGGGCCUUCUGCGCGGCCUCGGUCACCAUCUGCUCCGGCGCAAUGGCCGAGCGCACCCACAUGACCGCGUACCUGACGUUCGCUGCGUGCAUGGCGGGCGUAGUCUACCCGAUCGUGGCGAACAGCGCGUGGGGCGACGGUCUGCUAUCCCAGGAGUUCCAUGGCAGGUGGCACCAGGGCUACGACUACCACGACUUCUCCGGGAGCGGCGUCGUGCACGCCCUCGGAGGCACCUCGGCCCUUGUGGGAAACCUGAUGCUGGGGCGGCGCAUCAUGCGGCCAGAGAACGGCGGGCUGCUGCCUGGCCUCGAGCAGAGGGAGCUGCGCAAGCAGCAGCAGCGGCAGAAGAACCCCAGCGGGUCCCCGCCUCGGCCGCACGGCCGCAGCAGAGAAGACCGCAAGCGUGGCGCCGGCACCCGGGCACGGACGGAGCCGGGCCACCUGGCUCCGAAGCGCGGCGACGGCGUGGACGUGGAGCUGGCGGGGCUGGCGGAGCAGGACCUGGAGGAGACGGACCUGCUGAGGCCUGCAGGCGGCUGGCCCCGCCGCUUCGAGGACGCGGGCAGGGACGAGGUGGAGUUCCGGGCGAUCACCCACAUGCAGGUCAACGGAAUGUUUGCGCUGUGGAUCGGCUGGUAUGGCUUCAACGCGGGCUCCACGCUGACCAUGGACAAGCAGGCGGCGCUGGCCGCGGGCUUGAUCGCCUGGAACACGACCGUGGCGGGGGCCUCGGGAGGCUUCGGCGCAUACCUGUACUGCUGCAUCUUCCGUAAGCACCUUGACCUGGCCUACAUGAGCAACGGCGUGCUGACGGGGCUGGUGACAGUCACGGCCUCGUGCGACGUUGCGACGCCUGGCUCCGCGGCGGCGGUCGGCUUCCUGGGAGGGAUGGCCGUCUUCCCGCUCGCAAGCCGCUGCAUGAAGGCGAUGCACCUGGACGACCCUGUCGACGCUAUAUCGCUGCACCUGGGCGGCGGCCUCUUCGGCCUGCUCGCAACGGCACUCUGCAGGCCAGACUGCGAGAUGCUGUCGAGGUCUGGCGGCGGGCAGGCGUCUCAGACCCGUUUUUGCCUUGAGGGGCACGACGCGGGGAAGCAGAUGGUGGCGCAGCUCUGGGGGGCCCUGGUGCUAGUGGCCUUCUGCGGUGCAUCCUUCGCGCUCAUCUGGGGAUUCUUCGCCGUCUCCGAGCGCACGCGCGCCCUGGAGGUGGAGCACCUGGUGGAGGCCGAGCAGCUGCUGCACCGGAUGGUCACGCCAGAGGAGCCCCACGAGAACGCAGAGGCACAGUGGGAGCGCAUCGUCGGCCGCUCGCCGCUCGCGCGCCGCAUCCUGCACCGCCACGGCCUCGCCCGCGGCUGCUUCCCCCAGGGCGUCCCGGACGACGUCUGGCGGUUGCGGCGGGAGUUGCGGCAGGCUCGCGGCGAGAAGGCGGAAACCGCACUGGAGAAGCACGGCCUGGCCGCCUGCCUCGCGCGGGCGGCCCACCAGUGUUGGCCGCUGCGCGAGCUGGCGGUGCUGCGGCUGCGCAUCUCCCCGGCCGCGGAGCUCUCGGGCCUGGGCUCGGCGGAGCUGGACGGCGGGCGCAUGUUCGGGACCCUUCGCGCCCUGGUGGCCCAGGUAGCGGCGGUGCGCGAGGCCGAGAACUACGCGCACUCGCCGCUGAAGCGCGAGGUGCGAGAUCUGACCCACCAGGUGCGCAGCCAGGAAGCGAUCCUGGCGGGCCUGAUACGGGGCGGCCGCCUAGGCAACUGGCGCAAGAGGCGCCUGCAGAGCGUCCCCGAGCGCAGCGGCGAGGGCCCCGGCGGCGGCAGCUGGGAGCCCACCGCCGAACGCCAGGGCGGCUACCAGCAGGCAGCCCUCGCGGAUAGGGAGCUGCCCCCCGUGGAGGGCCCCAGCGCGGGGGCCGGCGCGGACCGCCCGCCGUCAUCGCACUCCUCCGACCUGCGGGAGCCGCCGGCGUACGACCAGUUCGCGCCCGCCCUCAUCGGGCGCACGCACUCCGAGUCCAGCCAGAGCACCGACCAGACACAGCGGGGGAGCGCCAUCUCCUUCAACUCGGCCUCGGACGCCACGCCCCCGCCCAGCGGCCUGGGCAUCCAGCGCUCCUCGCGGUCGCAGAGGCGCCACGGGGCGUCCUCACCGCGGGCGCAGGACGCCGUGACGCAGGAGCUGCUCAUGAGCGUGCUGCAGGCGCAGACCCACCUGCUCUCCGCGCUCGGCUCCGCGGCCCACAGCGGCAUCAGCACGCCGCAGGCCGGCCUGGUGCCCCACAGGGCCGCUGCCGCCCCCCCGUAUAAUAUCCGGCCCGCGCUCGACAACCGGCGGCUGAUUGAGGCGCUGCAGGCUGCCAGCCUGGACGAGCGCCUCUCGAGCGCAUCUCAGUCGACGGCAAGCCUCUCCGAGAGGACCCCGCCCGCCAGACGGUGACCCUGGUCGGGCAGACCAGAGGCCAUAGGCUGCCCGCUAUAGUGGCGGCGCCAUCCGGAGCUCGAGCCGGCUGGGUCGCCUGAUCCUUCUCGCUGCUGGCGGCGCCGUCGCCGCCGCCGCGCCUGCCACGGUUUCCCACUUGAAGCCGCCCGGGACGGGGAUUGUGACAACAGGAACACGAUGGCAUCCUUGAGCGCGCGGGGGUCCGAGGGUGCAGCGAUCUCGUCCCUCCGCAUUCGUAUUUAGCCUGCUCCUUGAACUGUGAGCCGCGCUCGCUCAGCGACCAGCGGCCUGCAAUAUCGCGCUGCAAUUCUACCUCGAAGGCCGCCAGGGCGAGACCUAUUCCUCAGGAACGCGCCAGCUCUCUGUAGUGCCGACAUGAGUUCCUAGGGCCGCCGCCUUUGUUCAAUCCCGUUUCUCCCGUUAUCUCUUCCGUCUCCCCGAUCCUUCUCCUCCCCACCAUCAGAGACAAACCGCAGCUGGUCAGGCUGGAUUUCCUGCCACUACGGUCUCCGCCCGACCACUGCCCCCCCGCGCAUGGCGUGGAGCGCGCGGCGUGAUGGGGGGUUGGAUGGGAGGGGUCUCCUGGGGGAGGCGCGACGUGGGAGGCCUGCUGGACCGCGCCCCUGGCCACAGCGCGAUGGGGUGGAGCUCCGCGCUGGUGGUCGUUCCGGGGUGCAGUCCGCUCUUGCUGGGCCGCAUUUGAAGAAUUGUUCUCUGUCACGGCUCAAAGUACACGCACGAGACCCAUCCGCAUUGUACAAUGCCUCAAGAGAGGCUACGACAUGUUCACUGCGUGGUCCUUGAACGGUUUCACAUAUAGAGUUGGACCGUGCUUGCCCCGCUCGGAUGCAACUGGCACCUCUUCACUGCUACAGGAACCCUCGUGUUCGAACGCCACCCUCCCGCUGCUUCGAGCAGGAGUGUCGGUUGCAUCCAGCCUGGCGCCUAACCGCGGUCAUCGUCCAGAGGACGACGCGUCCGCGCGAGCCCUAGCUGGAGGCUGGGUGAGUGCCGUGUGCUUUCGCGGAACCGUUGUACCAAAAACAAAACAUUCGGACAAAUUCCAGCUGGAGGCUAUACGCACGUGAGCGCCGCGUGGCUUCGCGGCCGGAAGAGGCAGGAGCGCUGGUUUAGCGAGGUCACAAGAUGUCGAAUGCAGGUUGGGACUCUCCUGCCCAAGCCUGAGGUUGGGCCAUUCCUGCCCGAGCCUGUGUUGACUGCCUGCCACAGCCACUACGCAUUGGCCAAGUCUGGUACCGUAAUCCUCACCAUCAUGCUCAACAUCACUAGCCAGCUUGUUUUUUCGAGGAGGGGCGCUCGAUGUGAAGCACCUGUCUCCCUCGAGUACGCCGAGGGGUGUACCGCGCUCUGCCGUACAAGCGCCUGUGCUCCUUGGUCGCCUUCCUCUGGAUCCGUAAGUCUGGCUUGCGCAGGGAUGCGCCACCCUCCUGAAGAUUGCCGCCUUUAGUUUUUUCUAAGUUGCUGUCUGUUUCAGCCCCAUGUAUUAUCUGAUCGUCCCAAUUCUCAUUCCCGCCCUCUCUUCUCCUCUUGCUCUCCCCCCCUCGACUUCCCUUCUAGGUCACUCGUGGGGGCGCGAACGUUGCCCCCGCGCGCUUCGUGCCUGCUGGUCCACAGUGCUGUCCUUCUCGAGGGGGCGGCACGAAGGCGCGAAGACGGCCAAGGCUCCGCCCUUCGCGCAGCGCGGAGCGCGGCGCGAGGUGACCAGAAUAAUCGCCCGCUCCGCGCUGCCGCCAGCGAGCUCAGUUCCUCUGUGAUCGAAGGUCCCCGGCUGCCCGUCGCGCGGAGGCUUUGGUGCGAUCGGACGCCCCCGGCUGCCCUCUGCGGUCGACUGGGCCUCUGGCGCAAGGGGUGGAGCUCCGGCGCCAGGGGGGGCGUGCCAUGGCAGGGGAGCGAGGGACUUGGAGGCUCGAGGAUCGGAGGUUCUGCUGGACCCGAC
Molecule: messenger RNA, 4840 nt
Organism: Prorocentrum cordatum
Lineage: Eukaryota; Dinophyceae; Prorocentrales; Prorocentraceae
Source: the annotation of a GenBank genome assembly